Talaromyces stipitatus ATCC 10500 is the source of this 906-nucleotide messenger RNA. RefSeq lists its product as uncharacterized. Gene Ontology annotation, molecular function: phosphatidylinositol-3-phosphate binding. The coding region runs from base 1 to 906 and encodes 301 amino acids. The transcript has 2 exons. Lineage: Eukaryota; Fungi; Ascomycota; Eurotiomycetes; Eurotiales; Trichocomaceae. Gene Ontology annotation, cellular component: centrosome; cleavage furrow; midbody. The record is from RefSeq and is a predicted model, not a curated record. Gene Ontology annotation, biological process: abscission; mitotic cytokinesis checkpoint signaling.
AUGACUGACCGGCCUAGUAACGAGGAUAAGCGGUUGCUAGAACGGUUAAACGCUCUGAAACCGUCUACAGUGCAACUCGAACGUCGAAAAAACGUCGUCCUAAAUACUACAUCACCACUAGACCCAUUCGCAGGAUAUGAGGAUUCGAGUGCUGGAUCUAGAUCGAAACUCGACGAUCUAACGACGGGCUCAUUAUUUGCGGAAGAUGACAUUCUAGCGCCUGAGUCGUUGUUGGAUGGAGAUGCGAUUGAGGAUUUACUUGCCAGUUUGGGUAGUGAGAAUAAUCAAAUAUCAGAGACUACGGCUACACAGUUUGGAAACAAUCCGAAAGAUGACAAAAAUCACGCGCGAGAACUGCUCAGUGACGCAUACGGGUUCAUUCAACAGACGUCUACAACGGAACCUGAAGAUAGAUCACCUCAUACUCUGAAAAGGAAGAAGGACGAUGAUAUACCCGAUUUCUUAAAAGAUAUUGACAGCAGCGAAGAAGAAGAAGAAGAAGAGGAAGAAGACGAAUCCGACGAAGAAAACGAUGAAGCCGAAGCCGCAAAAUAUGUGAAGAAUCUCUUAAAAGAGAUUCAAGAAAAUCCUCCUCCUACAUCACCAGGCAAAGAUAACAACAGCACCUCCCCUACGGGGUUUGAGGUCGAGGAGAAUGACGAUGAUUUAUCUUCGCGUCUAGCAGCGCUGUCUCUCCCAUCAGCUCCAGAUACUCGACCUGGCGAAUCUGCCAGAAAGGAUGAUGAAUCUCCCGAUUGCUGUUGUAUAUGCUACGAUACUGCAAAGAUGAAAUGUUUGGAUUGUGAAGGGGAUCAGUUGUUUUGUGUUCGAUGUUGGUGGGAGAUGCAUAUGGAUGAUGGAGGUGAUUCAGGGCACAAAGCUGUGAAAUAUGAGCGGUCUUCGUGA